GUCGACGGCCACGAGUACCACCUCGGCCUCAACUUCCUGUCCCGCGUGGUGCUCGUGAGCUCGCUCCUCGCCGACCUGUGCGAGUCGGGCUCCGAGCAGGACCCCGCCCGGGUGGUGCUCGUUGGCAGCUCGCGGCACUGGGGCAGGGUGGUGCUCGGCUUCGCGGGCCUCGGCGCGCCCCUCCCGCUGGCGCUCGGGCAGCUGGAUGACCUGCAGCUGCGUCGGCCCGGGGCGUACGGGCGCUGGGAGGCCUUCGGGCAGGCGGCGCUGUGCAACGUGAUGCUGGCCUACGAGCUGCAGAGGAGGCUGCGGAUGCAGGGCAUCGCCCGCGUUGCCGUGAGCUGCGUGGACCCAGGUCCGAUGAGCACCGCUUGGCCGCUUUACCGCAGCGAGGAGAACCGCAUGCUGGCGGCGCCGAACAUGCCGGACUGGCAGAAGGGCCUGCUCAGGUACUUCACCAGGCUGGUGGAGUCCCCCCGGGAUGCCGCCGUGGGCGUCGCCCGCGUGGCGCUCGGCAGACGCGGGGCCUCCACCGCGCGCGUCAAGGGCUACUUCGAGGGGGGGGCGCUGGCACCGAGCAAGUACCCGCUCCCCUGGAGCUGGGGCACUUCCCACGACGAGGAGGUGUGGUCCAGGCUCUGGGAGCAGGCCGAGCAGCUGACCGGGGAGCGGGUCCGCCUGCCACGGCCGCCCGCCCCGGCGCGGCCGCGGCGCCGCGCGCGGGGCGCACCGGCGGCGCAGCACCAGUACGCGCGGGCGAGGCCAGGCAGGGCGCCGCGCCGGCCGAACUCCGACCCAUGGAGCACCUGGCGGAUCAUUGUUUGGAUUUCGAGCUGCCUGGCUUGUUGGAAGAUCUCGAGUUGCUCCAUGGAGGUCCAGUGGCUCAUGCCGAGCGCUCUCAAGCGGGUCGCAACGGAGGCCAACGCAGAGGGAGACAGCAACAAGGCGCGCACGGGCUCGGGCAAGGGCGUCGAGGACUCCCACGUGAACGCUCGCCUGCUUCGACAGCUGGAAUCGCGGGUGCGCGCGCUGGAGUUCGGAGCGGGCCUGGUGGUGCACGGGCCGAGCGACGACCUGUUCGUGGACACGCUGAAGCAGACCUACCAGGAGUACCAGAAGAAGGUCGAGGGCAAGAACAAUACACACGGGCUCGGUCCGCCCGAAUUGCAGAAUUUUGCCGCACUUCUCAGCGCUUUCAACAGUUGGCUCGACAAGCCAGGCAAGGCCCAGGACUCGGUGAAGGAGUUGGUAGACAUCCCUCGGAGGCUUCUGUUGAUGAUGAUGAAUGGAGAUCAGGAGCAGGCCAGCACGUGGAUCAAGGAGUGCGGAACCAGCUCGACGGCAGACAGCAGCAUCUCGAGGAUUACGGUCAAGGUCCUGGGCUAUAUCACGCUGCCAGACCCCAGCCAGGCAGGGCCCAACGCUUACGAGGAGCAGGAGAGUCAGUGGAAGGUUCUAGAGGACAAGGGCGCGGAAGAGGGAGACAAGCGCAGGGCAGAGGUUCGAGUCAUUCGGAGUCCGCUCGAGUUCGCCCAGCUCGGACACGGGAAAGUGAUCGCAGUAGAGCAGGCUCUGUAUCGAAUCUUCCGCGCCGCAGGCUUUAACAACAAAGCAGGCCGUGCUCCCAGGGGUAAGCUCGUGCGCCAGGUGAAGCUAGGCCUAGGGCCUGGCGGCAACCGAGGUGGCCUGCUCCCGGGGUCCUUCGUGGAGUGGGCCUGCGAGGAAUUCCACAUCGGUUUCGUGACAGACUCCGCGCUUGGGUCUCUCGUGUCUGUCGGGCAGCUCACGAUGGAGGUCCCGUGGGUGAGCAGGCGGCGUGGCGGGCCGCCCCAUCCGCGCCCGGUCGCCGCCGAGCUCCUCCCGCGGAGGCGCCGCGCCGAGGUGGCAGCCAUGCAGCGGUCUAUGGCCUGGAAUGAGCAGCGCCAGAAGGGCAUGUGGUUCGUGCUCUUCGUAGUUGGGAUAAUUUUCUUUAUCCACGGCGUCUUCAUCUGGGUAUGGUGGCCCAAGCUGCAGAGCCUCGGCUCUUUCAUGCUGCUCCUGAUCUACCACUUCUUCUUCAUGAACCUGCUCCUGUCAUUCUACCAGUGCGUCAACACCGACCCAGGAGUUGUGCCUCCGAACUGGGGCUUCUACAUGGGGGACGAAACGAAGCGCAGAAGAUAUUGCAAGAUGUGCAACGUGUGGAAGCCGGACCGGACGCAUCAUUGCAGCAUCUGCAACCGGUGCAUAUUGAACAUGGAUCACCACUGCCCUUGGAUCAACAAUUGCGUCGGCUUCUACAACCGGAAGUUCUUCAUCCAGCUGCUCGUGUACGUUUACGCCAGCCUAUUGAUAGUGGCCCUCUUCUCGUUCAUGGACUUCGUGGGGCACAUCUGCGUCUGCAUUGGCGUUUGGGAGUCGGUCGAGAAGGACGAGGACUCGGCCAUGUACAUCUUCCAGACGGCCCUGAUCUCGCUGGCGUGGUUCCUGGCGGUGGUGCUCAUCGGGACGUUGACAAAUUUCAUCAGCUUCCACGUCCGACUCGUCAAGGAGAACUUCACCACGAUCGAGAAUCUCGAGCGGGAGGAGAACACCAAGGCCAAGUAUGACAUCGGCCAAAGGAGGAACCUAGAGCAGGUGUUCGGCCCGAACACGUGGAUGUGGUGGCUGCCCAUGCACACGCAGGCGUCGCGGCCGACCGGCGACGGCGUGCGGUGGCGAAUGCACUACACGCAGGUCAUCGACGAGGACGAGUGA
Molecule: messenger RNA, 2736 nt
Organism: Prorocentrum cordatum
Lineage: Eukaryota; Dinophyceae; Prorocentrales; Prorocentraceae
Source: the annotation of a GenBank genome assembly